Messenger RNA from Cryptococcus amylolentus CBS 6039, 660 nucleotides. RefSeq lists its product as hypothetical. The coding region runs from base 1 to 660 and encodes 219 amino acids. The transcript has 3 exons. The record is from RefSeq and is a predicted model, not a curated record. NCBI's taxonomy places the organism in Eukaryota, Fungi, Basidiomycota, Tremellomycetes, Tremellales, Cryptococcaceae.
AUGUCCACCGACUCCCCUACAAUCGAGCAACACUGCCUCCCCGGCAUGAACAUCAUGCUCUUCCACACCGGGCUUGGCGAGGAGAUUGUGACGAUCCGUGGGGAUGGCAAGAGUCCUCAUGCCGAGCUUCAGUGCCCUGAGCUGGUGGAGGACGAUGGAGAGGAAGAGGAGGAACGAGAAGAGUACAACUACCAGCCGGAACCCGUCCCAGCCCACUUCCCCAUCCCCUCUCUCACAGUCACCCCACGCCCCAGACUGACGUACGACCCCACAAGAUUCACCGACUUUACACUCCCCGGCGGACGGCCCGCCCUCAUCCCACGGGGGUAUAACCAUAACGGCUCGAGGCCGGUGCUGAAGGGCUCGAGGCCGGGGUGGAGGAUGCAGAGAGAGAGGGUGGCGAGGUGGGAGAGGAUGUCGGAUGUGGAGGAGAGGACGGAGAGGUCGGGGAGCAGUGCGAAUAGUGGUAGUGUGAGUGGGAGAGAUGGGGUGGGGAAUGGUGUUCAGGGAGGUACAAUAGUCACCCCUGAUUUCUUGGCCCCUCCGGGUCUGGCCAAGCGACAAGUCACCAAGAAGAGGUCAAAGCCAAUGGAGAUGGUGCAUAAUAUGAAGAAGAAGGUCAUGAAGAAGAUGCCGAGCUUCGAUAGGAAGAAGAGAUGA